AUGCUCUCCAUUCUGCGCAAAGCAAGACUCAAGGAUAAGGAGUUGCGCAUCUUGAUGCUCGGUCUUGAUAAUGCAGGCAAAACUACCAUUGUCAAAAGGAUAAUGGGCGAGGAUGUCAACACUGUCAGCCCCACCCUCGGCUUCAUCAUCAAGACGAUCGACUACGACGGGUAUGUUCGCACUUCUUGGGGAACUCACCACGGGGACGUUGGCGGCCAAAAAACACUCCGUUCAUACUGGCGCAAUUACUUUGAGAAAACGGAUGCCUUGAUUUGGGUGGUCGAUGCUACCGACAGGUUGCGCAUCGAGGACUGCAGAGAGGAGCUGCAUGGUUUGCUUCAGGAAGAGCGUCUUUCCGGGGCAAGCUUGUUGGUGUUUGCCAACAAGACCGAUGUUGCUGGGUGCAUGGGCAGCGAUGAAAUGCUGAAGGCUCUGCGGCUCGACGAAAUCCGGACGCACAAAUGGAAUAUCCUCCGGUGUAGUGCUAUGACUGGAGAGAACCUCAAGGAAGGAUUGGCCUGGGUUGUUGAGGAUGCCAAGGCCCGCCUCUUUUUGUACUGA
Molecule: messenger RNA, 561 nt
Organism: Chaetomium globosum CBS 148.51
Lineage: Eukaryota; Fungi; Ascomycota; Sordariomycetes; Sordariales; Chaetomiaceae
Exons: 5
Coding region: 1-561 (186 amino acids)
Biological process (GO): protein folding
Cellular component (GO): microtubule cytoskeleton; cytoplasm
Molecular function (GO): GTPase activity; GTP binding
Source: RefSeq, a predicted model, not a curated record